AAGACCAAAGAGAGAGAAGCUCAGCGUGGAGAAUUCAAGCAGAACACCAGAGGCAGCUUUCAUCCAAGUCCUGUGUUCUGGAGAGAGCAGUGGCAGGGAAAGGUGUGAAUCUGCCUGGUGUUUCUGCAUGGAGAGAAGGUCAGAAGUUGGCUAGAAGACUGCUGGGUCCACCCCCUCCACUUCCACAUUUGAGGAGCAGAACUGGAGAGCAGAGCACAGCAAAGACCUUUGAACCUUUGGAAGGAGGUCGAGGACUUGGAGCAAUGCCAGUGGUGGAAAACAGCUCCAGAGUGAAGGGAAAUGAAUCUGUGGGGAGGAGCCCUGGAGCCCAAAGCUCUGUGGUGGCUCCCAGCAAGGCUGGAAGGGGCAGCAAUGCACCCACAGAGGGUACAAACCAAGCCCUCAAGAAUCUUCUCUUGCAAAGGCAGUCCUGUGAGGAACACAGACAUAUCAGGCUCCCCAGAGAUGCUGUGAAACACCAACCCCAAGGGAUCCAUUCUCCUUCCCUUGGAAUUUCAUUAAGGAAAGAUGGAGCCAAGCCCAGCACCUCAGGAAGCUGCAGCAGAGGAAGAAAUAAAUCUCCUCAGAGACAGAAAGAGUCUGAGAAAGAAAACCUUAUGCAACCUUCAAAGAGGAGGGCAAACCUUAAAAAACCUCACCCCUACAGCCCUGAAAGUGUUCGGGAAUUUAUGUAUCGAAAAAAGGAAGAAAGAAAGAGAAAACUCCUCAAAGAGAAAAAGUCUUUGGCACAGGCUGCAGAGAUGAAGAAUAAGAGGUUGCAAGAAUUGUACAGGAGACAAAAAGAAGUUAUUGGGAAGAAAUUGUGUCCUGAUGAGAUGCACAAAUCCCUUGGGAAAACAGGUUCUGCCAAAAGAAACCCUCAGUGUGAGUUGGAGCAAGAGCAAACCAGUGGGGGAGUACUGGAAAGGAGUUUCAUGGCCUGGGUGGAUGAAACAUCCUUUCCUCUAUCACCAGAAGAUCACAGAGGCAGGUACUCAGACAUAAAAGGCAUCCUAGAAAGCCACUUUCUCAGCUCACACUGCAGACAUCUCUCUCGUUUUUUCUUUUUUAACAGGAAUCAACUCCUAGAAACAGCUCAAUCACCUGAAAAAGGAGAAGCAUCAGGUCCUCCAGCACCACUGGAAUCUGAACACUGGUUUCUCAGUCCUCUGAAACGUGAAGACUUGAGGGACUGCUCUCCCCCAGCUCUGCAUUCACCUCCUCUGAACUUUUCUGUUCCUCAGAAAGAUGCAAAACCUUCCUCCAAGUACCCACCUUUUGGUCUUUCUCCACAGAGAAGCAAACAGGAUCAAGUGAGAGCCAUCCACAGUCUGUCCAGGGAACUUGCAGAAAAGAUUGACGUGGCGAGGAAGAGGCUGAGUGCAGCCAGCUGGGCUAAAGCCUCUGCUGACAAACAAUCAACAGAGACAGCUCUGGACCUGCACAGUGAUCCUCCUUCUGCCCCAGAACCUGAGACUUCCAGGGAUAGGCAAGAGAGGACAAUGACUGCACAAAUGCCUCUGGACACCCCAGAUCCUGAAGUGCUUUGUGUGACAUCCACCAGGGAAUGCCGUGGACUGGGCAGGAUUGGCCUGCUGGGCAGCACUGAGGGAGCAGCAGCCCUGGGCACACAGAGGGAAAUGCCAACUCCUGUGCCUGGUGGGAAUGCUGAGAGGGAAGAAUUGCCCUGGAUCACUCAUAGUGCAGGACAGAGUCACCUCAGCCCUGCAGGAGAGCUGACCAACACCUUGAGAGUCCAUGAAUCCCAGGUGACUCCGGUCGGUGGAUCCCAGCUCCGGCUGGUGGAUCCCGAAUUGCUCCGGUCGGUGGAUCCCUGUCCGUCCGGUGGAUCCCGGGCCCGGUGGGUUCCCGGCCGCGCUGCCAUGACGCUCUCUCGCCACCGGAGGGCGCCGCAGCCGCGGGCGCGGAGCGGGACGGAGCGAGCCCCUGGGUAA
Messenger RNA from Haemorhous mexicanus (house finch), 1955 nucleotides. Its product is annotated as centrosome-associated protein 350-like. The coding region runs from base 264 to 1955 and encodes 563 amino acids. The transcript has 5 exons. The record is from RefSeq and is a predicted model, not a curated record. Gene Ontology annotation, molecular function: microtubule binding. Gene Ontology annotation, cellular component: centrosome. Lineage: Eukaryota; Metazoa; Chordata; Aves; Passeriformes; Fringillidae. Gene Ontology annotation, biological process: microtubule anchoring.